AUGCAAUCCCAGUUUGCGAAAUUGAAUGCAUUUUUGAUAUCUAAUGUAGCUACUAGACAGUACUUCUUUGCAGAACCCUUCCAUCUGAUUCCAGUAAUAGCUUCCUUGGCUGUGAUAGCAUUAAUAUGUGGAGGCAUCGUCCUAGUGUUGAUGGUCAUGUCUUUGGCCUCAACGGAUUGGCUCAUGUCGGAGGGAUGGCGGCAAGGCCUGUUUGUCCACUGUAUAGAAGCAGGAGCGACAACGCCCUUACCUUUCAAUGUCCCAGAUGACGACGGACCAGGUUGCUAUCCUGCCAGGGAUGUUGCUUACAUUCAAGCAUCUGCUGCUCUUUGUGUAGUAACAUUACUGGCAGAUGCAGUUGGAACACUUCUGACUGGGCUGGGUUUGAGAUCAGAUGACCAUAGAGCAAAAUAUAAAUAUUACCGUGUAGCUGUCCUGGUCAUGCUACUUGCAUUGAUUUCCAUUUUAAUUGCGCUCAUAAUAUACCCGGUAUGCUUUGCCGCCGAACUCAACUUCGGUAACCGCACCGUUUGGGAGUUCGGCUGGGCUUACGGUGUAGGCUGGGGAGCAGCCAUCUUUUUAUUCGGAGCAGUAAUCCUGCUGUCCUGCGACAAAGAGAGCGAAGAGAUCUAUUACAAGGAGCGAAAGAUCGUCCAGCAUGCAAACAAUGUCGGCAACAACACAAACGCGAACAACACGAGCAGUGGCGGCGUUUAGGUAAGCGCGCACGUCCCGCAACUCCGCAACAACACUAACAACAACAUCAACGCUACUAGUAGAAUCGUAUUGCCGGAUGUCGUACUAUGAUUCGUGUGCAGGAGCGUUGGGAAAUGGACGAAAUGAAAGUUUUCUUAUUGAUUCUUCGAUCUGGACAACAUUAUACGAAAGUUAUGUUGAUCCAACCAGACCUUCUUUAUUGAAUUUUUUUCUAUUCACUUUUAUUUAAUGUCUCUUCUAAAUUGGAAGGUUAUGGGCCCACGAUUUGUAUUCUUAAGGUGCUAGGCUGUGCAAUGAUUUCUAUAUAGCUAUGUAGCUAAGAUGUAAGUGCAUUUAUUAAUAAACAAAUUAAUUUACGCAUUUUUUGCUACGCAGUCAACAAUGAUAUUGAAGGGCUUAUAAAUUUUCAUUCGAUUAGAACUUAUAUUCUUAUUUGAAUAGAGAUUAUAUUCUUUUUGGAAUAUAGUUUGUAUUAUUUGUGGAACAGAUACGGUAUUCUUCUGGAAUAGAGCUUAUAUUCUUAUUUGAAUAUAGAUUAUAUUCUUUCUGAAAUAGAGAUUACAUUCUUCUUGGAAUAGAGUUUAGAUUCUUAUUUGAUUAUAGCUUAUAUUCUUGUUCGAGAAGAGCUUACAUCAGCGGUUUCCAACCUUUUCUUCCUUGCGCCCCCCUUUCGAAUUAAAAAAAUUUAAAUAUACUUAACAUAACUAAAAUUAUGCCAUAUAAUACAUAGUAUUAUAAAAAAUAUACAAACAUAACUAUUUAUUAUAAGAAUUUUCUGUUUCACA
Molecule: messenger RNA, 1502 nt
Organism: Ctenocephalides felis (cat flea)
Lineage: Eukaryota; Metazoa; Arthropoda; Insecta; Siphonaptera; Pulicidae
Product: transmembrane protein 47-like
Exons: 5
Coding region: 1-717 (238 amino acids)
Biological process (GO): cell-cell adhesion
Cellular component (GO): cell-cell junction; membrane
Source: RefSeq, a predicted model, not a curated record